This is a messenger RNA of Silurus meridionalis, 2232 nucleotides long. RefSeq names its product inositol 1,4,5-trisphosphate receptor interacting protein. Lineage: Eukaryota; Metazoa; Chordata; Actinopteri; Siluriformes; Siluridae. Gene Ontology annotation, cellular component: membrane. The record is from RefSeq and is a predicted model, not a curated record. Bases 402 to 2054 code for a protein of 550 amino acids. The transcript has 2 exons.
AAAAACAAACCCUGAGCAGCACUGAAAUGAAACCAGGACGGCGGGGAAAUCGCGGACUUGGCAACUCAGGCGCCUUGUUGAUAAGCCAGUUUCACGUUGAUGCCAAAACGGUGAAAUAUAUUUAGUAGAAAUACAAUACUAUAUACUCUGCGAGCGGAGUGUGAGGACAGUUUUGUAUAGUAAAUUCUGCUUCAGCUCAUCCGUUCUUUUGGAGAAGUAAAAAAAGAAAAGGAAAAAUGGACGGAGGCUUUGCUCCAGGAAAUGACUACUAAUGUUCUCCGCCUCAACCCACAGAGUCUAAAACACCCGAGUCACAUUUACUGUUUCACUGCGCUUCUUCUUAGACCAUGGACCACAUGGAGAUGAAACUCUGAGAGUAAAACGCUGAAAGAUACGCAGGGAUGCAGGGGUAUAUAGCACGGGUUUGUGUGUUUGUGGCAGCUGCUAUUCUCAACCACCCACUGCUUUUCCCAAAGGAGAACACUACAAUCCCCGAAGAGGAACAUGACGUUUUGGCCCGAAUGAAGGAGCAUGAAGAGAGACUGCAAGCAGAACAUGAACGCCUUGAACAAGAGAUCUCAAAGGCAGAUGAAGAAGUGACAAACUCUAGCAUUGACUACUAUGGUUGGUACUUCUGGAGCACACUUUCUCUUGUCAUUUUUUUUACUAUUGAAGUUUGUAGACAGGACAUGAUCUCUGGUGAUGCACCUGACCAUAUUGAAGAUAAUGAAGCGUACACCAAUGGUGGAUUUGUCAGUCCUAAGAAUCUGAUUUUCGACAAAAGUGUCCUAAGCAACCUUUGUGAGACCAACUUUAAAUCAUUUGUCCAUGAGUGUGGGAGAGUGCAGGAGUUUGUUGAAGGCUUUGCAGAUGACCUUCUGGAAGCUUUUAGGAGCAUUUGUGACCGUGAGUUUGACAUGGAACUUGAGGACUUUAUUGGAGUGGGCAGCAUGUUUGAGUCCUGGAGAGUGUAUAAGCCUUUUAUGUCUGACAUCAUUGUGCCAUUUGUAAUACCAGAACCAUACCACUUUCAGUUUGAGCUUUGGUGUGGUGAAUCGUCUAACAUCCCUUUGGACAUGCAAGGAUGUGGGAGGAUUAAGUUGGUAAAGAUUGGUGAGAAUUGCCCAGACUGCCUCUCUGGCAAUACCGCACUUGAUGAUGAUAUGCUCUGCCUGCUACACAACAAAAAACACAAUAACAAAGCCGAUGACCAUGCUUUGGAAGAACUGCUCUGCUCAAGAAACACUGCUUAUCUGUCUAAAGAUCAGUUCAUGAAAUGGUUCCAGAUCUCAGUGACCAGAGCAUGGGGGCGAAUCUCGCACAAAUAUGAGUUUGAGCUCACUUUCCGAAACCUAGAUUUCCCUGGUGCCUUGAAGGUCAGGUUCAAGUCAGGAAAGGUUGUUGUUUUAAACAUCACACCUGCUAUUCAACUUGAAGACACACAUGCAUACUUUAUCUCUUAUUUUCCUUCAGACACCAGUAACACCACAGAUGUCUACUGGCAUAUCUCAUUCUCUGUUUAUGAAAGAAACUUGCUCAAACACAUGGCAAAGAAACUUCCAAGAAACUCUUGUCAUCUCCGAUGCCUACAGCUCGUUUCAUUCUUGCACAAAAAACAGUCAGGUCUAGGAGGUAAAAGUGGCCUUACAAACUACCAUCUAAAAACUGCAUUCUUGCAUCUACUAUUGAGUAAAUCUCCUACAUCAUGGAGACCGCUAAACCUGGACCAGAGAUUGCGGGAUUUGUUGGCUUUUCUACAAAAAAGCCUACAGGAAAAGAGGCUAACUCACAUUAUCAUUGGGAAUCCACUUGUUCCACUUGAAAUUGGGGUUCCAGCAAUAUUUCAGGUUGCAGAACCAAUAAACCUUUUCAGGCCUCUAGUGUUACAGAGGCAGGUCUAUGCAAAUAUAGUGGAAAACUUUGAAGAGAUGCUCAGAAAUGCACCAGUGCUUAUUCGAGAGUACACAUCACACUCAGCCAACGGUGGACUCAAUUCAGCCAUUGACAACAACUUAAGAGGUUCCACAUCAGUCGUGGAGACCACCAGAACAUAACUGCGUACAUAUUUUUUUAUGCACUGAAUUACUUAGUACUAGUUGUACAUUUGAUUAGAAAAGCACUUGUGGUUUUGAUGAUUGUAGACAGGCAGCUAUUAUGUGCUAAUGUGUUUAUAUCAAAAAAAUAAAUGCUUGUUUAAGUGUAAUGUUAAAAAAAUAAAUCAUACACAAUUUU